Messenger RNA from Chaetomium strumarium, 1449 nucleotides. RefSeq lists its product as uncharacterized. The transcript has 2 exons. NCBI's taxonomy places the organism in Eukaryota, Fungi, Ascomycota, Sordariomycetes, Sordariales, Chaetomiaceae. The record is from RefSeq and is a predicted model, not a curated record. The coding region runs from base 125 to 1150 and encodes 341 amino acids.
CCUCGACUUGACAUCGCGACUACAAAAUAAGCGCCCAAACCACUAUCUUCAUCACAGCUUUCUUGUAGCCGACGGUCCAUUAGCUCUGCAUCGCCAAUCAGGGCUGUUUGCAAGAUAAAUCCACAUGCCAGACACGGGAGACGAAGCAGGCGACACGCCCAUGACGGAAACGCCUGCCGCCAACAACGCCGUGCAUGAAUCUGGUGGGCAUUUGCCAGAGGAAGCAUCAUACGCGCAACACAAUGACCAGGAAACUGAACAGCAGAGCGACCAAAGCCUGCAGGAACAGUCCCCACAAGAGUCAACCGAGAGACAGCGUCCCGCGCUGCUAGUAGAAACGCUUCUGUCGCAAGAUGGUCAGCAAUCGGAUCCGGGCGCUUCCACAACAUCGCCUCUGCCAGCGGAGUUCCCCAAGAAACGCCGUGGUCGGCCCCCAGGACGUCCAAACGCGACGGUGCGCGAGGCAGAUUAUGAGGGAAACCCUUUGGUGCAGGCUUGGAACGCGGCCAAGGGAGAGCGGGCCGUCCCCGUCGUGUCCAUCUGCAUCCGCGCCGCCCUAACGGAACAGUCGCUCGUCCACGAAACCCAGCGGGCCAUCUUCCGCCUUCCCAGCCGCGAGAUCAUUUACUUCGUGCAAGGCUGGAUAACGUCCAAGCACAUCGCUUCGCAGCGGCCGAGCUACGUGAACGGGCUACUGAUCCACUCGCGUGGGCAGGAUGCUCCCGUAUCGUGCGUCCAGUGCAACGAGAAGCGGGCCAAGCAUGCUCUGGGCCCCUUCGUCACCUGCCGAGUAUUGCCGGGGAGCUACCACAACAGCUGCUCGAACUGUAAGUGGUUUGAUAACACUUCCAGCUGCUCGCUGUACACGGGGCCCAAGCCGAACCGGAAACGCAAGGCAAAGGAACAGCUUCCACCGCCGCCAGCCGAUGGAGUCGGUCCGCCUCCCAACGACGGCGACACCCAUGGCAGUCCCGCCGGGGUGCCUUCUGCCCAAGGAAGCUACAGCUAUGUCCCAUCUGCUCAUUCACAACCCAACACCGACGCCAGCAGACCCGAGUUGGCUGAAGUUCCGAGCCAGCCCGACUCUCUGGCAGAGUCACAUUACGACUCAGACUACGUAGCCGCUCAACUUGCGGCUCAACUGCAAUAAUGAACGACUUCCGCGGCAGGAGGCGCCACGGUCUCCCCACUCUGGCAGAUACCGCAAGCCCUGUCAGACUCUUGAUCCCCAGCGGCUUUCUGCACCCUGUGCACCCACGGUUGAUGUACAUUUACCCUUCUAGCACCCUUACUUGUGGUCAUAUUGUUUGUAGUCUCGCGGUGACUCUGGCCGCGGCCAGCCUCGGCUGGUGUUGGAUUCUGGGAUCGGAAAGAAGCCACGGCCAUGACAACGACUUGGCCAUAAAAUCUUCUGUGCCUCAUUAAAUUUAAUAUACUUCAUUACGCUCC